AUGGAUAAUCGUGGCAGACAAGCGCCUGCAAACAAAACUCCUGGAGAACAGAUACAAGAGGAAAUGAAAGAAAGCAAUAAAGUGCCAGUAAAAUUAAACAUUUAUAAGAAAGUGUUUGGUACAGAAUACAAUUUAGCGUUCUAUCACCCCAAGAAGGAUCAAUGUAGCAUUUGUAGCAAUUACAAAAAAGAUAAAACUAAUACAAAUAUUCAAAAUGAGUAUACUCAACAUAUAGAGCGAAAAGAGGCAUCUUAUAGAUCUAAAGAGCUGGAUAAAAAAGAAGUCGGGAGAAGAUGA
This is a messenger RNA of Parnassius apollo (apollo), 297 nucleotides long. The record is from the annotation of a GenBank genome assembly. NCBI's taxonomy places the organism in Eukaryota, Metazoa, Arthropoda, Insecta, Lepidoptera, Papilionidae.